UUAUUUACAAACAUCACUGAGUUAAGACUACCGAGUCACCGAGUUAUAUUCUUAUAAACUUUAAAAAUACGCGACGAUCCGUUCGUGAAAAACAGGCAGCGAAUCUUGAAUCUCUUUUAUACUAUAUAAACAUGUCUGGUUGGUUAUUGUCAUGUUAGAAAAAAGAGAGAGCGAGAAAAAAAAAGAAUAAUGGAGUUGAACAUGGAUGUGGAUUUGGUUUAUGUACCAGAAACUGUAUCUGAGUUUUUGAAACAAGCUUCAAAGAUCAAAAAUGGGUUUCAAAGAUUAUGUAAGAUUAGUGAUUAUGUUAGAAGAUUGGAAGAUGAGAUGAAGAAAAUUGAUGCCUUCAAACGCGAGCUUCCUCUUUGCAUGCUUCUCUUGAAAGAUGUGAUUAAGAGAUUGAAGGAGGAAGAAAUGAUGUGUAAGGAGCUUGGUGAUGGAUCAGUGACCAUUGAUGAAGGAAAUGGAAAGGUAAACAAGGAAAACGAUGGCGGCGCCGGCGACAAGAGGAACUGGAGGAGUACUGUUCAACUGUGGAACUCUGAUUCCGACAACGUUGAUCAGAACAAGAAACCAAACAAAGUUCCAAGACUGAAACUGAGAAGUGAAGAAGAAGAAGAAGAAGAACAAGAUAUGUUUGAGGACCCAAUUGAAUUUUUUAAUAACAAAAGAUUCAAGGGACAAAUGGAUAAGGACAAUCUAGAGCUUUCUCUUAUGACCCCAAGUUUUGAUUUGGGUUCUUCCUCUCCUUCUCAUAAUCCAAUCUUGAAGAUCAAUGACAACUGCAAAACUGGUUUUGGUUCAGAUCAAAACCAAACUAAGUUUCAGACCAAACACCAACAAGAUAUGCAGAAUUGUAAGAAACAAAGACGGUGCUGGUCACCUGAGCUUCAUAAACGAUUUGUUGAAGCUCUUCAAAAGCUUGGUGGUUCAAAAGUGGCAACUCCUAAACAGAUUAGGGAAUUGAUGCAAGUUGAUGGUCUUACCAAUGAUGAAGUGAAAAGCCAUUUACAGAAAUAUAGACUUCAUUUCCGAAAGGUUGCUUCGGAUUCAUCGGCUCAAAAUCAGUGUAAUGAGAAGAUGAAAGCAAACAUUUCUGAGUCUGAUUCCCCACAGGGUCCACUCCGAGCCGGCGGUUGGACUAAAGGGCUGUCGAGCGGGGGCAGCGUCGUGGAGGGCGAAGACGAUGAGAAAUCCGAUGGGCGAAGUUGGAGAAGCGGGGUUACAAAGACUGGGGAGAUUGAGCAUUGAUGUGUAUAAACAGAUAACUUUUGUUUGUUCCCAUGAAUUUUGCUGAAACGUGGGGAAAUGGACCAUAAUAACAGUGACUUAGGGAGAUUUAUAAACAGAUUUUUGCAGAUAGCAUUCUCCAUGGAUUAAGUUCCUGGUCUGCUACAUGAAUUUGUGUAAAUUCAUGAUAUUGGAUUUUUAGAAACUAAAA
Gossypium arboreum is the source of this 1441-nucleotide messenger RNA. Its product is annotated as transcription factor HHO5-like. Bases 190 to 1251 code for a protein of 353 amino acids. Gene Ontology annotation, molecular function: DNA binding; DNA-binding transcription factor activity. Gene Ontology annotation, biological process: regulation of DNA-templated transcription. Lineage: Eukaryota; Viridiplantae; Streptophyta; Magnoliopsida; Malvales; Malvaceae. The transcript has 5 exons. The record is from RefSeq and is a predicted model, not a curated record.